This is a messenger RNA of Dovyalis caffra, 831 nucleotides long. Lineage: Eukaryota; Viridiplantae; Streptophyta; Magnoliopsida; Malpighiales; Salicaceae. The record is from the annotation of a GenBank genome assembly.
AUGGACAAAGAAACCGAACUCCUUUCUCGCCUAGCAGCGAACCAUCUCCACUUAGCUCAAUUCGAGCCAUUACGAGCCAUCCUCACAUCUCUCCGCACCAAAAACCCUGACCUCGCUCUCGCAGUCCUCCAAACCAUAGUAUCCAACUCCGGCCGAUUCGAUAACCUUCUCUGGUCCCAAUCUUGCCCAAAUCCAUCACUUCUCACAUUUUUAUCAACCCUAGAACUCUUACAAUUUAACAAUCCAACUUCGCAUACAUGGCGUUUCGAUUCCGUUAUGCUUCGGUUGCGUGUAGAGUUUUUGUUGUUGAUUCAACUUUUGAUUGAUCGCGCGACGGAGAGUUUGCGAAAGAAUGUCGAUCUUGAUAAGUUUGAGAAAGAGGAGGAGGAGGAGAGUGGUGUGGAGGAGAGUUCUGGAGGAAGAAAGGAAGAAGAGGAGGUGGUGGAGGAGGGGUAUUUGGGUAAUUUUGAAGGUUUGAAGGAUGAGAGUGGUGAAUUAGGGGUUUUGGAUAAGGUUUUGGAGUUUGGUGUGAAGAGAUUGAAGGGAGAUGUGGAUUUGGAUGGGAAUGAAGUGGAAGGGAGAGAGAGUGGAGAGCGUUCUGGUUUGGGCGGUGUUGUGGAAAUUGACGAAGCGGAAAUGAUGAGUUUGAGGAAGGUGAUUUUGGAUAACGCUAAUGUUUUUGAUGCGUUGUGUUCGAAUGUAGAGAGGCAAAUGAAGGGAAUGGAGGUUGAGAAUGAGAAUUCGGGUUUGGAGAUAACGUUGAGGGGGAAGAGCGUGAGAGAGUGGAGGAAAAGGAGGAGGAGGAGGGGUGUGUCGAGGUGUUUGGUUUGA